Messenger RNA from Polyodon spathula (Mississippi paddlefish), 3214 nucleotides. Its product is annotated as poly(rC)-binding protein 3. NCBI's taxonomy places the organism in Eukaryota, Metazoa, Chordata, Actinopteri, Acipenseriformes, Polyodontidae. Gene Ontology annotation, cellular component: cytoplasm; nucleus. The coding region runs from base 760 to 1788 and encodes 342 amino acids. Gene Ontology annotation, molecular function: mRNA binding. The transcript is spliced from 16 exons. The record is from RefSeq and is a predicted model, not a curated record. Gene Ontology annotation, biological process: regulation of RNA metabolic process; regulation of gene expression.
CUGUGUGUGCUAAGGUUCCUCUCCCUUUAUUUGAGAGACUGCAAGUGUUGCUGUCUGCUUGUGAGUGAGAGAGAGGAGAACGUAGCAUUCUCAUCUCCCCCCUCAGGCUUUCCCUGUUUCCUUGUUCCUUGUCAACCCUUUCCUCCCUCCCGGACCAGCACCCAUCUCAAACUGGACCGACCCAAACCUUCCCGGACCCUCCACCCACUACAAUCCCUUGGGACACCUCCUUAACUUCAUCCUCCCUUCUGAACCAGCUCUCCUCGGUGUGUUUUGAGUCGAAGUGCUGAGCGUUGAGUGUAAGGAGGCUGCUACUGCAUCUGGUUGCACACGUUUCCAAACUCGGCUGAGUUGCAGAGGGACUGGUCGAUGAGCUAAAAUUGUUCAAGCGAAACCUCAUUGCAGCAACAGAAUUUUAAAGUCUGCUUGAAGUGUGAAGGCGCAAAGGUCACAUGACCUGGAAGGGAAAACCCAAGAGACCUUUGGGAUCACUCAGUGGUUGGCAACACUUUUAAUAGUGGGCUGGAUUUCAACCUGGAAAGAAGUCUAACGGCUGAUGAAUUAACCCCCUGCAAAACCCAGUGGCAGGUCACCUCAACCUCCUACCUUCCUAUCAUCCACAUUCAUCCUUAUGCAUAGAGCCUAGCAGCUGUGUGCAGCAUUGGUGACUUUCUGGUUGGCUGCUCUACCAUCCACUCUCAUCUUGUCCCAGGGACUCCAGUGUCGUGACCACACUCCUGCUUUACCUCACCAUACAAAAUGGAAUCCAAAGCCUCAGAAGGCGGGCUGAAUGUUACCCUCACCAUCCGGUUGCUUAUGCAUGGCAAAGAAGUUGGAAGUAUUAUUGGCAAGAAAGGAGAAACAGUAAAGAAAAUGCGUGAAGAGAGUGGAGCACGGAUCAACAUCUCUGAAGGAAACUGUCCGGAGAGAAUCGUCACUAUCACUGGCCCCACUGAUGCAAUAUUUAAGGCCUUCGCAAUGAUUGCUUACAAGUUUGAAGAGGACAUCAUUAACUCAAUGAGUAACAGCCCUGCUACCAGCAAACCUCCCGUGACGCUUCGAUUGGUGGUGCCUGCCAGUCAGUGCGGAUCAUUGAUUGGGAAAGGAGGAUCCAAAAUAAAGGAAAUUAGAGAGUCAACAGGAGCCCAAGUUCAGGUGGCAGGGGACAUGUUACCCAAUUCGACCGAGCGCGCUGUGACAAUCUCUGGAACCCCCGACGCCAUCAUUCAGUGUGUUAAACAGAUAUGUGUGGUCAUGUUGGAGUCCCCACCGAAAGGUGCCACCAUCCCCUACCGCCCAAAGCCCGCCUCCACCCCCGUCAUUUUUUCAGGUGGCCAGGUAAGAGCCGACCCGCUGGCGGCGUCCGCAGCCAACCUCAGCCUUUUACUGCAGCACCAGCCACUGCCUGCCUUCACAAUUCAGGGACAGUAUGCCAUUCCACAUCCAGAUCAGUUGACCAAGCUCCACCAGUUGGCUAUGCAGCAAACCCCUUUUACUCCCCUUGGACAGACCACCCCUGCUUUCCCUGGUAUGGAUGCCAAUCCCCAGGCCAGUACUCAUGAACUCGCCAUUCCCAAUGAUUUAAUAGGCUGCAUAAUCGGGCGCCAGGGAACCAAAAUCAACGAGAUCCGUCAGAUGUCUGGAGCGCAGAUCAAAAUUGCUAAUGCCAUGGAAGGCUCAGCGGAACGUCAGAUCUCCAUUACAGGAUCCCCCGCCAGCAUAAGCCUUGCCCAGUACCUCAUUAACGCAAGGCUGACGUCUGAGGUCACUGGAAUGGGCACCCUCUAAUUUCUACCCACCAUCCUUCACUGCAUCACCUGACCCUCCUGAGCCAAUGGCAUUGGACCUAGUUUGUUCUCUCUGUAUUCUGCUGUCCUGCAUUUGAGUGAUAAUUACUUAUUUAUAUAAAAUAAUCUAUGCUUAUAUUUAAAUACCCCAGUUCAGUGUCCCUUCUCCCAUACCCAGAAUUAAUAGAUGCCCCAUCCCUGCUUGUCCAUAGUUUGAAUAAGACUCUUUUUUGACACUCUAGUACCAUAAUUGACAACAGUGGUCACUGCAUAAACAUCCUUUUUGCCGUACUGUUUUUCUAUUUGUGUUGUGCGCUGCAGACAUGCGAUUGGCAAAGAAUGGUGGUUUUAAAAAAAUGAUGCAAUAUUGCCAUAUAAUAAUUCAUAAUUUUCUCAAACCACAGAUCACCCAGAUACCAGAUGCAUAGAUGCAGCUAUGCAUAAGGUGGAAACAUCAGUGCAUCCUUUCAUAGGAAUCUAGAAAUCUUUAGGGUGUUCCCAGGUAUGAUCCCAAAUAGAUAUACUGUACCAUAGUUUAUACAAUCAGACUGAACCAAAUGUUUUAGGGCCACGGAAUGUUUAAGGGUUCGGUCCAGAACCCAGGGAGGUAGGUUUGGACUUUUUUUUUUUUUUCAAACUGGUCUUCCUACCUCUCGAACAUGAUUGUUUUUCUUUUUUGAUGUCUGUUUUUAUAACCAAUAAGAUGUUGUUUUCUUUUCAAAUAAGCUGCAUUGAUGACGGACAAUGUUUGAGAUUUCAAACAUUUUUUUUCCUGGUCUCUUUUCCUACCCUCAGUGCUCACUGAACUGGUAUUGACAGGCAGUGGGUAUAAGCUGUAAAUUGUCAAGUGAAGCUAGUAAAGUGACAUGAGGUGGGCUUUGAAACAGACCCAAGCUUAUCUUCACUCAUAGAUUUGAGAAAGAAACUAAUGAGAGAAAUGAAUGUAGCACCUUCAGUAGUUUAAUAGGAAUUUAACAUCAGUUUGGAAGCAGAUAUUGUGUGAAACUACAUUGUUUCAGAUUUUAAAAAAAUGUCUUAAGUUAUUUUAAGUUUGGACAAUGUUAUUUUGACCAUUCAUUUUAAAUUAUAUGACGUGUGUGUCAUGCAUCAGUAAUAACAUAUUAAUGUGUUGCACUGCAGGUAGUAAAGUAUGUAUCUUAGAUCUGAAUUCCAACCGAGUUCUUUUCAACAAAAAAAAAACUACGUUUUAAUGUGAAUCAUUUUCAAUGCAGUUCAGAAUUGGCAUUCUGAGAGGUGAUUUGAGUUUUCUUGGAAAGUAGUGAAUAGUAUGCACAGUGUGAAUUUGUACUACUCUGCAAUGUACAAUACAAUAGUGUACUAAACUAUACUAUAGAGCAGUGGUUCCCAAACCUGGUCCUGGGGACCCCCUGUUUCUGCUGAUUUUCAUUCCAACUGAGCUCUCAAUU